This is a messenger RNA of Caenorhabditis briggsae, 1839 nucleotides long. The coding region runs from base 1 to 1839 and encodes 612 amino acids. The transcript has 10 exons. The record is from RefSeq and is a predicted model, not a curated record. Gene Ontology annotation, molecular function: chloride channel activity. Lineage: Eukaryota; Metazoa; Nematoda; Chromadorea; Rhabditida; Rhabditidae.
AUGACCGUAACUUAUUCACUCGAUGUUGCUUCUUCUUCAUUUUUCUGCUUAUAUAAGCUCCUUUUUCGAUGGAAGGGAUCAAUUUGGAAGUCGGUGUGGGCGGAGCUAGUGGUAUGGUUGGCUCUUUAUGCUGUGCUUAGUGCUAUUUACCGAUAUUUGUUGAGCAUGGGACAGCGAGCCACAUUCGAGGAUCUCUGUAUAUUCUUUGACACCUAUUCCAAUUUCAUCCCGAUUACUUUUAUGCUUGGUUUUUAUGUUUCUGCAGUAUUCACCCGCUGGUGGCAGAUUUUCGACAAUAUCGGAUGGAUUGACACACCAUGUCUCUGGAUUACUCAAUACAUAAAAGGAGAAACCGAGAGAGCAAAGUGUGUGAGGAGAAAUUGCAUCCGAUAUUCGAUUCUCACGCAGGCAAUGGUCUACCGCGAUGUGGCAGCCAGUGUCCGUAAGCGAUUCCCAACAUUCAACCAUUUGGUGACAGCUGGUUUGAUGACUGAGAAAGAGAUGGCUGAGUUUGAAUCGAUUCCAAGUCCACAUGCAAAAUACUGGCAACCAAUGCACUGGUUGUUCUCCAUGAUCAGCUUGGCUAGAGAAGAAGGAAUGAUUGCCAGUGAUAUAAUUUAUGUGGACUUGAUGGAGAAAAUGCGCCAAUUCCGUGUGAACAUUCUCUCAUUGACACUCUUCGAUUGGGUUCCAGUCCCUUUGGUCUACACUCAAGUCGUGCAUCUCGCAGUUCGUUCCUAUUUUCUAGUUGCUCUAUUCGGUCGACAAUAUCUUCAUCCCGACAGGACACGUGUCCCGGAUUAUAAGCAUACCAUUGACCUUUAUGUCCCGAUUAUGUCAGUUCUCCAGUUUAUAUUUUUCAUCGGAUGGAUGAAAGUGGCCGAGGUGCUUCUGAAUCCAUUGGGCGAGGACGAUGAUGAUUUUGAAUGUAAUUGGAUUUUGGACAGAAAUUUGCAGGUGGGAUUGAUGGUUGUGGACACCGCCUAUAACCGAUACCCAACUCUCGAAAAAGAUCAAUUCUGGGAGGAUGCGAUUCCUGAACCUCUUUACACUGCUGAAAGUGCAAUGAGACCUUUGAACCCACAAGUUGGAUCGUGUGCUGAAAUGCCAACUGAAGAGGAACCAUUCAUGGUUCGUCCUCGUCGUCGUACCCUAUCAAGGAUGUCUCACUGGGAUGGGGAUAUGGAAGACACCGAUGUUGUGCCAGUUGUUGGUUUGAAGCAUCUACCAGAUGGAAGUAAUUACGCUUCCGGAGAAUCCCUUGCCUUCUCAAACAGUUUCGCUAAUGGAGGACGUAAACUGAGCGAAAUGUUCCGAAGAAUGCGGGCAGGUAGCCGGAUCGGGGAUCGCUACAGAAAGAGACAUUCGUCAGCUCAAGACUUUGAGACUGGAUCGAAGAAAAAGAACAGUCUUGACGAUGAAGUGGAAACGUUCAGUAACAAGUUGGAUCAAGCAUCUGGAACGCCAAAAUCAGGCCGACUCUGGAGUUCUCUUCCGCAAACUCAGUUGGAGGAAAUGUUGAAAAAUCGAAACCUCGGAGGACCGGUGAAGUAUAACACCGACGGAAUGAAAGAAAAAGAACUUUCCAAUCCAACACCUGUCACCGACCACAUUGACCUGCCAUCCCAUGUGCCAACCAGUCCUUCUUGGUAUAAUGAUAGCUUACCAGUUAUAAAAGAGGAAGAGGAAGCUAAACGAAAAUCCAAUACCGACACCGAUUCCCUGAAAUCCAGUAAAACUUCUAAAGCCUCGAUACGUCGAACCGAAUUGCGAAGAUCAUCCUCAUCAGGCAGUGAUCUUGGAAAGUCUGGAAGGCACGAGAGGAAAAAGAGCGAGUGA